AUGCUCAUACACGAUAACGGGCGUCAUUUGGUCUUUGGUCUCCCUUAUGUUCUUAUUGAUAUUAUACCAUCAACUGAAGAGACGGAAAGAACUCUCAAUCUUUGUCACGUCACAGCUUCUAACGUAGUUGAAAAUUCUAGAGAACAAAUCCACAAAUGCACAGUUGACUUUGUCACGAAAUCGCUUGAAAAAAAAAUCAUAGAUGAUUUGAAGGAAAGGGAAAGUUUCGAAACUUCCGAACCAACUAUUUUUCAGUCAGAUAUGAACGACUUCAAUUUUCCAACAGAACUUUAUUUUGAUCUGUGGGGUUUGGUGGAUGAUUAUAGAAAUGGUCGCCUUGGAAAAGUUGAAAUGCCUGCGGAAAAAAUUGCUACUGAUGAAAAAUUAUUGUCUAAUGAACAAAAACAUUGA
Loa loa (African eye worm) is the source of this 411-nucleotide messenger RNA. RefSeq lists its product as hypothetical. The transcript has 4 exons. The coding region runs from base 1 to 411 and encodes 136 amino acids. The record is from RefSeq and is a predicted model, not a curated record. NCBI's taxonomy places the organism in Eukaryota, Metazoa, Nematoda, Chromadorea, Rhabditida, Onchocercidae.